AUGGCGCCUACGGUCUCUUUCAACGAUCUGCUUCAACGCUAUCAACUUGUCGUUUCUAACGAACAUACUAAAGAUAACCUUAUCAAGGAUGCGCUACUAUACAUUAAGGCACUCGAAAGCCUAGAUACGGAGAACCAAGCGCUCAAAGUGAAAUUGCACGAAACCGAACUCGAUCUACAAGCUGCGACCAGGGCUCGAAGAGAUCUCCAGAAGAACUUGGAGGAUGCUGAAUCCCAAUACCAAUGGAUCGUGAAGCAAAACGAAGAGAUUAAGAAUACCAAUCCUUACGUACUGAUAUUGAUCGACGGAGAUGGUCUCAUUUUUAAUAGCGAGUUUAUCGAUCUAGGGCUCGAGGGCGGGAAAAAGGCAGCCCAUACUUUGAACGCUGCUGUGGCAAAACUUUGCAGCCAUGAGCGUACAGGCUCAUUAGAAAUCGUUUGUCGGGUUGUUGCUAAUGUUGGUGGGUUGAGCAAAGCAAUGUACCGUAAUGGCAGCGUCGAUGAUCCAAGUCUCGUCAGAGAGUUUGCGUUAGGCUUUACCCAGGCCAGGGCCUCCUUUGACUUUAUCGAUGUUGGCUAUGGCAAGGAGAGGGCAGACUUCAAAAUCCGAGACACGGCGCGCUGGCACCUGGGAAAUGAGAAUUGCAAGCAUAUCCUGUUGGGCAUCGGGCAUGAUGCGGGUUAUGCCCCUUUUCUUGACACGAUUCUCGAAAAUGAACAGGCGCAUCAGUGCGUCUCUAUACUGAAGGGCGGGCCUUUGGCACGCGAAGUCGCAGAAAUGAACCUGAAUACUAUCGAGUUUGACGACAUCUUUCGCACGACCAGGCUUAUAAGUAAAGCCCCGUCUGAAAAGCUUAAUGGUCAGCGCACGGAGGUGAUCAAAACCCAGAGUUUGCCGACAGCCAGUGUGACAACUCAAGCUGUAUUGACUCCCGCUACCAGCACUGCAUCGAUGUCGCCUCCGGCAUCUUCAUGGGCCAAAGUUACGAAGAGCGUCACUCCACCGCCUCAGCUCACUAUGCCCUUAGCUCCUAAGCAGCAAGACAAGAACACCGUUCGCAAUAAGACCCCCGUUCAACCAGCUUGGAGCCCCGGGCCUCGUGGGCUUGACCCGGCUAUAACAGUAACCGUCCAGGCUAUGGAGAACAUCAAGCGCCGAGCUGGUAAUGACAAGCUAUGCAACAACCAUUUUCUUCGUGGCCCGUGCACCAGGAUGGACAUCUGCCCUUUCGUUCACAAUUACAAACUUUCGCCAGAGGACAUACGUGCUCUCGCAAUGCUCUCCCGCCAGAACCCAUGCACUAGCGGGCAAGAUUGUGAUGUCGAGGACUGUAUCUAUGGUCAUCAUUGCCCCAAUGUUAACAAUGGAGUGUGCACUCGACAAUAUUGCAGAUUCCCUAAGGCGGCUCAUCCGCCAAAUACCAAGUUUACCAACAAGAACAUCAAUGACAACUAG
Messenger RNA from Fusarium sp. VM40, 1455 nucleotides. Lineage: Eukaryota; Fungi; Ascomycota; Sordariomycetes; Hypocreales; Nectriaceae. The record is from the annotation of a GenBank genome assembly.